This is a messenger RNA of Lucilia sericata (common green bottle fly), 4080 nucleotides long. It is a transcript of the gene RN-tre, whose product is annotated as USP6 N-terminal-like protein. The record is from RefSeq and is a predicted model, not a curated record. Bases 794 to 2251 code for a protein of 485 amino acids. Lineage: Eukaryota; Metazoa; Arthropoda; Insecta; Diptera; Calliphoridae. The transcript is spliced from 6 exons.
ACUACAUUUUUUUGUAAUACUUGAAAAAUCGCUUGUAAAAUAAUGUUGUGUUGGUGGAAUUAUGCAUAAAUCAUAAUAAUAAAUCCAAAAAAAAAAUAAACUGCUAUUAAAAUAUUUUACUUUGUUGGCUCAUUAUAACCACCUUUGCAAGUGUUCAAGAAACAAAAUCUCUAAAUUAAAAUGACUUUAAAAAUUUCGAAAAAUGCAGUGAAAGCCAGGCAAUAACAAACAAUGUCUUAUAUACAUACAUAUGUACAUACAUACAAUAUAAAAAAUUACAGAAAAUGUAAAGAAACAGGAAGUUUAUUCAGAUAAUACAAGGGAAUAACAAGAAAUAAUAAAAUAUAAAACAAAAGCAUGCCAAUAAGAGUUUGAUAGAAGGGGCGUUCAUUGGCAAGUCAGACAUUAAAAAUAAUUUAAGAAAAAUCACAAAGAGGCCCUAAUAAUCACGUCAUAAUUGUUUUUGGAAAAAGGAGACUUAAAAGCUACGUCAAUCGAAUUAGAUUUUCGUAGUACGUGUGUUUGUGUUUACUUGUGUGUGUUUUUAAUUAAAAAUAGUUUUCACAUCAAAAUAAAGUAUUGAAUGAUUUUCACAACCAUCAUUUUAAAAUGUAAUUUCGUAAAGCUCUAAAUUUUGUGCAAAACCGAACAAUAACAUUCUUCAUACAUACACAUUUAUUUUUUAAUACUUUCCUUUACCGGAGGGAUAAAAGGCUCGGAUUUUAAAAUCAUUUACAUGUAAAUUCAAUAUUUAAAAAGUAUCUUUUCAACUAAAAUAUAACGAACCGAAAUCAUGAACAUCGACGAGGAACAACAGGCCUUAUUGAAACGUGCUGCUGAAGAACGAGAAUUAAUAUUUAAUCGUUACAGUUUGGGUUUAGAUCCAACAAAUCAAGUGGAUCCUUGGGAAAAUCCAAAAUAUGAAUUAUAUCAUAUUACAGAUAAAUAUGGCUUCAUGCAUGAUUCACGCCUUCCUGAUACACGGGAUUCGCAAGAGCUUUUGCGGACUAAAAUAGAAUUAGAACGUGAUAAAAAAUGGAUGAAAAUGCUUGCAUCGUGGAAUCCACAUCAUGAAAAAUUAAGAAAGCGAGUAUUUAAGGGUAUUCCAGAUCGUAUGCGUUGGCCGGCAUGGAAAAAACUACUGAAUGUCGAAGAAUCUAUGGAAGCAAAUCGUGAUGUAUAUCAGCGCAUGUUGGACAUUUCCCGAAAAUACUCGACAGAAGUACGACAAAUAGAUUCCGAUGUUAAUCGCCAAUUUCGCGAUAAUUUAGCAUUUCGCGAACGCUAUAGUGUUAAGCAAGUCUCAUUGUUUAAUGUGCUAAAUGCAUAUAGUGUUUAUAAUCCCGAAUUGGGAUAUUGUCAGGGUAUGGCAUGUGUAGCUGGUGUUCUAUUAUUGUACAUGCAGGAAGAAGAGGCAUUUUGGGCACUGAAUGCAUUAAUAGUUAACGAAAAGUAUGCGAUGCAUGGUUUAUUUAUUGAAGGCUUUCCAAAGCUAACGCGCUUUCUGGAACAUCAUGAUCGUAUUAUGUUAAAAAUAAUGCCAAAAUUACACAAACACUUUAUGAAGCAUAACGUUGAUGCAAUUCUGUACUCAAUUAAAUGGUUCUUUGUGGUUUUCGUAGAACGUAUACCAUUUAGUUUAAGUUUGCGUGUCUGGGACAUUUUUCUGUUGGAGGGAGAUCGUGUUAUUACUGCUAUGGCUAUUACCAUAUUAUACCUGCACAAAUCAGAACUACUUCGACUUAAAGAUAUGGAUUCUAUUUUAGAAUAUUUACAAGUAAAACUGCAUAAAAAUUUCGGUUACAACGACGAUAUAGCAAUAGAUGCCUUAGAACGUGUUAUGAAGAAAUUAAAAGAACACAAAUUAGAUGUUCCACCUCCAGCCAAAGUCAAUGAAUUUCCCACAAAGCCUUUGGGCCAAUUUGUAGAAGCGGAUAUCGAAAAAAAAAUUGGUCGACGAAGAUCAGAAUAUACAGACACAGAAAAGCAGGUUAUAAAUGAUGUCAUAUUAAGGCAAGAACAAAAUGCUAUUGAAGUUCAAUCAACAGUAUCAUACGAAACAUCCGAAUGUGCUACUGUAACAUUAACUGUACCCGAGGAUAGUCACUCAAUAAGAAGUUCGCUUGCAGGUACAUCAAUGGCCUCACAUGGUUCUUCGGAAACAUUUUCGUUGGAGGACAAUAAUAUACAUCUGAAGACAGCUAAUGCUUUACAACAAACACCGCAACGCGAAAUAUUGAUGGGUACCUGACGUAUGCCUUCUACGCCACCAUUACAUAACUGUGUAAAGCCGUGCUACUCUUCACCAGUGACCACAACUACAGCAGAAGCAGCAGAUUUAGAAAAUAAAACGUUUGAAAUAGCGGAUUCCAAAACAUUUAACGUGGUAGCGGCGUCUUCCUUAAAUGCAUUAAUAGAUUCCCAACUUAUUGCAGUCCAAAGUUCUUCUAGACAAAAAAUUGACUUAAAUAUUGAAGCUGCGACGCCCACUGCUCCCAAUGCAACACCAAUUAAAUCAUCAACAUCGUUACAAACACAUUCAACACCUUCCUCUACGCCUUUAGCUACAGUUUAAAAUUUAGAUAUACAAGUUUUAUAAUGUAUUUUUUUAGUUUUAGCGUCUUCAAUUUUAUAAAAAUUUACAGUCGUAUUCACACAUAACAGAUAUAUGUAGGUUUAUGGACGAAAGUUGGCUGCUUCUCUGCACCCUGCAAAAAAACUUGACGAAGAAGUACAUACCGUCACCUAAAACGCAAACGGCUCUAUGUAACAUUUUUAAAAUUUUACAGGAGAAGCAAAAAACUAUUGAAAUUGAAAAGUUUGUUUCUAUCAUCGCGAUUUAUUUGUAGUAAAUAAACAAAUUGUUUAAUAGUGAAACCUAUCAGUUAUUAUGAUAGUUGACAAUGGCGUAUAUAAACAUGGAUAAAUUGGACUUUUUACCUUUAAUAUUUACAUGUUUUUGUAGAUAGGGCCUUUUGUUUUUUGUCAAUCAAAUCGCUAAUUUUGUUCGGACAUAUGUUUUGAUGCAAUACAUUAUAAUCAGCAAUAAAAUCGAUUUUGAAUUUUUGGUUAGUUAGGGCCGUUUGCGUUUCAGUGACGAUAUGUACAUUCAAUAAUGAAUUCAGCUGAUGAUAAAGUGCUUUGAUUAGGUGAAUAAUACAUAUAUGAUUUUUACAUCAGCGGUCUAACUUUUACGAGAAUUCGAAUUUUCAAAAAUAUAUGUAAUUAAUUGGUGAAUGAUAUUUUUUUACUGUGCAUUGCAAAGAAUAUUUGAAAAAAUUACAAAAAAUGUUAUUGUUUGUACAUAUUUACAUAUGAACAUCAACAUUUAAAAUACUUUAAUUUUAUUUGAAAGUUUAACAUAUACAACAAUAUUAAAGAACUUUAUUGGUGCAAAGAAAUUAUCGCAAUUAUGAAGGUAUUUCGAAUAGAUUUGAUUCCACCACCACUUAAAAAGUGGUAAAAAAUACAUUUACUUUGGACUACUUCUAAUUUUUUUAAUCUGCUAUUUAGCUACGGAAGAAAUUGUUACUUUUUUUAAAUCGAAUUAACUCAAGAAAACAGUUGGCCACCUUUUAUUCAGCAUUUAUUGUUUUUUAACUAAUAGGGCUUCAAACUUUUUUACUUGUGUUUAAUAAAUGACAAAGUUAUCUACACAUUUCAUAUUAUAUUUGUAUUACAAUAAUUCUGCAACACAACAAUAACUAAUAAAAUUGCUGUCUUGUAAACAUUAUUUUAUUACAUUAAUAAAAAAUUAUUCCUUUUUGAAAAACAUGGAUUAUAAAUAAGAAGACAUAGAUUUAAAAGUAUCGAGUGCAUAGUAUUAAAUGUUACAAAAAUUAUUUCAUUAAAUUAAGUCCAUGAAAUUCUACGUUUUGUUAAAACUUGCCACUGUUUAUAAAACUUUUAAUUUCAACAAGUAAUAAUAAUAAUUAUUAUUAUUAUAAAAUAAUAGCAUUUAUUUUAUCUUUAAGUUUAAGAAAAAAAUAAAUUAUUGUUUGUACGAUAUUAUAACUCUAAUUGUUAAUGAUAAAUGAAAGAAAAAUAAAUGUAAAAAUAAACAUUCAACAUAAUCGUCUA